CGCCCCGCUCCCGCGCCCACCCCGCCACCGCCUGGUCUGACAUCGCCCAUCCUAUUUCUUUCCGUCUGCUGGGGGAUGCAAAAGACACCAGUUGAUUACAACCAACCCCGGACACCCCCCCGCAUCGACGCCCCCGAGGGACACGGGACUCCGGAGGGAGAUGGGGGACGGCAUCACCCCUCACCGGAGCCCCCCUGGGUACCCUGUAAAUUCCCCCCACGCCGCUGCCAUUGCCCGUCCUCCUCCCGGUGUCCUGCCAAUCCCUUCCAGACGGACGAACGGACAUCAUGGAAACCCAAAGUGGGAAGGCGACGGCGGUGUGACCCCUCCCGGCCACAUCCUGCCCCCACCCCGGUGCCAAGACGGCAUGUGGCCCCACUGCCAAGGGUGCUCCUGGGGACCAAAGGAUGCUCCUGGGGAUGGGCGAGAGGAGGAUGCUUAUUUUUGGCACUCGUGGGUGGCAGCAGAGGCUGGAUGGGUCCUCUCGCACCCCCGGAGUGGGUCACCGAGCCACCCCCCCCCGUGCUGCGUGUACCCCCAAGCCCCCGGCCCUGCCCUUGGGGUGCCCGGCGCUUUCUCCUGGUGAAUAGGAUGUUUUUCUCCGCCCACCCACCCACCACCCUCGCAUGCUCGCUUGCUUCAGUCUCGUGGUACGGCAGGCUCCGGGGUACCCGGGGGGGGACGGUGACAAGUGACAGCCCCCACUUGGCCCCUCCAUAAGCCUUCGCCCCGGCUGGAUUGUGCCCCGGGAGCCGGACUCUCCCAGCAAGCAUCCCCCCUCGCCCUGGGGACCCCGCUGCACCCCGGUUUACAUGGGCUCGGUGGGGCGAUGCUGCUCCCCGCGGGAUGCCGACGUCGAGGAGCGACCCGUCCGGCUGGGAUGGGGUGUCCCGGGGGACCGGGGCCAGGUCUGAGCCGUCGCGGGGACACCGGCGGCAGAGAGCGAAGGCGGGAGGUGGUACCUAGGACACGCUGCCACUGCCACCACUUUUCCAGCUGGAAAGCCAUCAUCCCGAUGCCAGCAGCAAGCGGGGGGCUGGGGGGACCCCUGGCCUGAGCCGAGCCGGGCAUGGGGCUGGGGUGCCCGCGGGGACCCGGCGUAGGAGGGGGCUCGGUGGCCAUCCCCGGGGCAUCGCCCACUGCCACCCUGGCUGCCUGCACGGCCCCCGGAGGAGCGUGGGCACGGACACGGACACGGGCACGGACACGGACACGGACACGCUUUCGGGGUUUGGGGUGCAGGGAGCGCCCCGCGGAGAUGACUGCGGCCUCGUUUCGCCCAACCUCUUGCUGGAGAAGCUGCUCGCCUCAGUCCACGUUGCUGUAGUUGACCUCCCGUAGCGCCAGCAACAGCCACUCUCAUCAGCGGAGCAUCUCGGGGGGUUGAACUGAGGAGGGAACAAGGAACCCAGAAAAGGUUUUUCAAGAACUCCCUGAGAAGGAUUUACAGAAGGCAGCAGGAGGAGAAGCCCGGCCUGGGGCUGUAUCUCUCUCCCCGCAAGUGGCAACCGGGCUGUAGCCUCUCACCUCUGCAGCCUGUUGAUGUGGCCACAAAAAGCUGCGGUUGAAGCCACCUGGGCCUGCCAGGAGCUGCGGGAGCUGAGCCUGUUCCUUCCCAGCUCUGGCUGAAGUGGAGCAGGGCGGCCGCGUGAGCGUGAAUGCAGCCUGUGGGGACGCAAGCCUCCGAGCCUGCUCCUGGAGAGGGGAGUGCGCCCCGAGGACGGCCAUGGAGAAAAUGGCCAGGGUCACCACCGCCCUGGGGGGCAACGCCCUCACGGGACGGACCAUGUUCUGCCACCUGGAUGCCCCUGCCAAUGCCAUCAGUGUGUGCCGCGAUGCUGCCCAGGUGGUGGUGGCCGGCCGCAACAUCUUCAAGAUCUACUCCAUUGAGGAGGACCAGUUUGUAGAGAAGCUGAACCUCCGCGUUGGCCGUAAACCCUCCUUGAACUUCAGCUGCGCGGAUGUAGUAUGGCACCAGAUGGACGAAAACCUGCUGGCCACCGCUGCCACCAAUGGUGUGGUUGUCACCUGGAACCUGGGCAAGCCAUCCCGCAACAAGCAGGACCAGCUCUUCACCGAGCACAAGCGCACCGUCAACAAGGUCUGCUUCCACCCCACCGAGGUCUACAUGCUCCUCAGCGGCUCCCAGGAUGGCUACAUGAAAUGCUUCGACCUGCGCAAGAAGGACUCUGUCAGCACCUUCUCGGGCCAGUCAGAGAGCGUGCGUGAUGUCCAGUUCAGCAUCCGGGACUACUUCACCUUCGCUGCCACUUUUGAGAACGGGAACGUGCAGCUGUGGGACAUCCGCCGGCCGGACCGCUACGAGAGGAUGUUCACGGCCCACAACGGGCCUGUCUUCUGCUGCGACUGGCACCCGGAGGACAGGGGCUGGCUGGCAACAGGCGGCCGGGAUAAGAUGGUGAAGGUAUGGGACAUGAACACCACGCGGGCAAAGGAGAUCUACUGCGUGCAGACCAUCGCCUCUGUGGCCCGGGUGAAGUGGCGCCCAGAGUGCAAACACCACAUCGCCACAUGCUCCAUGAUGGUGGACCACAACAUCUAUGUCUGGGAUGUGCGGCGUCCCUUCAUCCCCUCUGCCAUGUUUGAGGAGCACAAGGAUGUCACCACGGGCAUCGUGUGGCGUCAUCUCCAUGACCCCUAUUUCCUCCUGUCGGGCUCUAAGGACAGCACCCUCUACCAGCACAUCUUCAAGGACGCCAGCCAGCCCAUCGACCGGGCUAACCCUGAGGGACUGUGCUACAGCCUCUACGGAGACCUGGCCUUCGCCGCCAAAGAGAGCCUCAUCUCCUCCGACUCCAACCGCAAGCCCUACAUCGGGGACCGGCGUCACCCCAUCUUCUUCAAGCGCAAGCUGGACCCCACGGAGCAAUUUGAGUACAUCUCCUCCUCCAGUGCCCUCAGCGUCUUCGAGACGGAUGUGGAGAGUGGCAGCAUGGACUGGUUCGUGCAUACUGCCAAGCAGUAUGCGCUGGCUGGCAGGCCCCUGGCCGAGCUCUGUGACCACAACGCCAAGGUGGCCAAGGGCUUGGACCGCAACCAGGUGGCUCAAACGUGGACGAUGCUGCGAAUUAUUUAUUCCAGCCUUGGCACCGUGUCAUCCACCAACCUCAACCACAGCAUGGGGAAAGGCAGCACCGCCCUUCCGCUCAUGAACAGCUUUAACCUGAAGGACAUCCCCUCUGGGCUGGGCAGCGAGUCGAGACUGGACCGCAGCAAAGGAGAAAGCCGCACGGAAAACAUCCUCAUGGAUUCCUCCUCCACCCUGAUCAACAAUGAGGACAACGAGGAGACGGAGGGUAGUGAUGUCCCUGCAGACUAUCUGCUGGGAGAUGUGGAAGCAGAUGAGGAUGACCUGUACAUGAUGGACCAUGAGAACCCACAUGCUGAAGAGCAGGAAUACAGCCUUCCCCAAGAAGCCUUCCCCCUGCGCCACGAAAUCGUGGACAACCCGUCAGCCUUGGACCACCUGCAAGACAAGGCUGACUCUCCUCACGUCAGCGGCAACGAGGCUGAGACGGUGUCACUGACACCCGUGGAGUCCUUCUCCCUCAUCUCCAUCUCCCACUCGCUCUACGAGAACCGCCUGCCCUCCGACUUCUUCAAUCCCAUUGUGCGGGACACGCUCCUCUUCUAUGCUGAGCAGGGAGACGUGCAGACGGCCGUGUCCGUCCUCAUCGUGCUGGGAGACCGCAUCCGCAAGGAGAUUGAUGAGCAGACCCAGGAGCACUGGUACACAUCCUACAUCGACCUGCUGCAGCGCUUCCAGCUCUGGAACAUCUCCAACGAGGUGAUCAAGCUGAGCACGUGCCGCGCCAUCAACUGCCUCAAUCAGGCUUCCACCACCCUGCACGUCAACUGCAGCAACUGCAAACGGCCCAUGAGCAACAGGGGCUGGAUCUGCGACAGGUGUCGACAGUGUGCCAGCAUGUGUGCCGUCUGUCACCACGUGGUGAAGGGGCUCUUCGUCUGGUGCCAGGGCUGCAGCCACGGCGGCCAUCUCCAGCACAUCAUGAAGUGGCUGGAGACCAGCUCCCACUGCCCCGCAGGCUGCGGCCACCUCUGCGAGUACACCUGAGCCCCU
Molecule: messenger RNA, 4102 nt
Organism: Aquila chrysaetos chrysaetos
Lineage: Eukaryota; Metazoa; Chordata; Aves; Accipitriformes; Accipitridae
Gene: WDR24
Product: WD repeat domain 24
Exons: 10
Coding region: 1727-4096 (789 amino acids)
Biological process (GO): positive regulation of TOR signaling
Molecular function (GO): protein binding
Source: RefSeq, a predicted model, not a curated record